Molecule: messenger RNA, 699 nt
Organism: Dictyostelium discoideum AX4
Lineage: Eukaryota; Evosea; Eumycetozoa; Dictyosteliales; Dictyosteliaceae
Gene: rabP
Product: Rab GTPase
Exons: 3
Coding region: 1-699 (232 amino acids)
Cellular component (GO): plasma membrane
Molecular function (GO): GTPase activity; GTP binding
Source: RefSeq, a predicted model, not a curated record
AUGAAUCCAAAUAAGAUUAUAGAUUUAAAGAUUAUUACUGUAGGUAAUUAUGGCGUAGGGAAAAGCUCAAUUUUAAAAAGGUUUCACCAAGUUGACCUUGAUGAUAAUACCACUGGUUUUAAAACAAAAAAAUUUAUUAUUGAUAAUCAUCAUGUUAGUGUUCAGACAUGGGAUACAAGUGGACAAGAACGUUUUUGUUCACUGUCUAGUUCAUUUUAUAGAAAUUGUGAUGGUGUAAUUUUAUGUUUUAGUGUUGAUAAUGAAGAUUCAUUCAAAGCUUUAGAUCUUUGGAGAGAUGAAUUAAUAAAGUUUGGUUAUUUCCCUGAUAGAGUUCCUUUUAUUUUAGUUGGAAAUAAAUUUGAUUUAGAAUUUAAGAAACAUGUAAUCAAUAGUAAAAUGGCUCAAGAUUGGUGUAAAUAUCAAAAAUUAAAAUAUCAAGUAGGUGUUAAUAAAGAGUUACCCGAUAUAAUAUAUCAUGAAACUUCUAUUGAAAAACUUGUAUCAAUUGAUGAAGCAUUUAUCAACAUCUGUAGACAAGCAUUUGAAAAUAAAAUAAAAAUUUCUCUCUCAAAAUUAAAUAAUAAUAAUAAUAAUAACGAAGAAAAUAAUAAUAAUAAUAAUAACAAUGAAAACAAUAAUUAUAAUAAUGUACCAAUUUUUCAAAUUGGACAGAAGAUACGUUCUUGUUGUUACUAUUGA